AUGCUGUUGCCACGCCCGCUGCUCGCCUUUGCCGCCCUCGGGCACGCCGCCCAACCAGGCGCCGUCAAGCCCGUCGCCGCCCCGAUGCGCGACCUGACCUGGGGCCAGCUCAACUUCCUGCACACCACCGACACCCACGGCUGGCUUGGAGGCCACAUGCGCGAACCGCAGUACUCGGCAGACUGGGGCGACUACAUCUCCUUCUCAAACCACCUGCGGAAGCGAGCCGACGAUGCCGGAACCGACCUCCUCCUCGUCGACACGGGCGACCGGAUCGAGGGCAACGGCCUCUACGAUGCCUCGACGCCCAAGGGCCUCUUCCAGUACGACAUUUACGCCCAGCAGCACGUCGACAUCAUCUGCAUCGGCAACCACGAGCUCUACCAGGCCUACUCGGCCGACCGCGAGCACAACACGACGGUUCCCAACUUCAAGCACAACUAUAUCGCCUCCAACCUGGAUUACGUCGACUCAAGUGGCCGCCGGAAGCCGCUCGCCCAGCGGUAUCGUCGAUUCAAGACCAAGAACCAGAAGCUCGACAUCAUCGCCUUCGGCUUUCUCUUUGACUUCACCGGCAACGCCAACAACUCCGUCGUCCAGCCCGUCGCCGAGACGGUCAAGGAGCCCUGGUUCCAGGAGGCCAUGCGCCAGAAGCCCGACCUCUUCGUCGUCAUCGGCCAUGUCGGCCUGCGCAUGGAAGAAUUCCGCACCAUCUUCACCGCCCUGCGCAAGCAGAACUGGCACAUCCCCAUCAUCUUUUUCGGCGGUCAUGCCCACGUCCGGGAUGCCCUCAGCUACGACGCCCAGUCCAUCUCCCUCGCUUCGGGACGCUACAUGGAGACAGUGGGCUGGCUGUCUGUCGACGGCCUCAAGCCAAAGUCUGCCUCCGCCUCCGCCUCCUCGUCCGUCAAGUUUAGCCGAAAGUACAUUGACAAUAACCUCUACGGCAUGCACUACCACACGGGCCUCAACGAGACGACCUUUCCCACCGAGGAAGGCGUCCGCGUCAGCGGCAUGAUUUCUCGCGCCCGCAAGUCCCUCCAGCUCGACGAACAGUAUGGCUGCGCCCCCAAGGACCUCUGGUUGAACCGCGCCAAAUACCCGGGAAAAGACAGCAUUUACUCGUGGAUCCAGGACGAAGUCUUCCCGGACAUCAUCGUCAACGAAACCCGCAAGAGCAAGCCGCGGCUCGCCCUCAUGAACACGGGCGGCAUGCGCUUUGACAUCUUCAAGGGCCCCUUCACCAGGGACAGCGCCUACCUGGUGAACCCGUUCAUCAACCGGUUCAACUACGUAGCCGACGUCCCGUACGAGGUGGCCAAAAAAGUACUCGGCAUCCUCAACAGCGCCGGCAAGGUGCUCAACAUGGACAUGCGCUAUUUGACGAUUCCCGAGCAAAUGUUUCUGAGCGUCGCCGAAACGCAGCAGGAAGCCCCCGAGACGCACCGGGAGGCCCGGAUCGAGCUCCGGAGUGAAGGCCUCAUUGCUGGGUACACGACCAAUGACGACAUUGGUACUGACGGAGACGACACGGUGCACAAGCCCAUCAGCUUCCACGCCGUCCCCAACUGCGUCCAAUCCGAAAUUAACUUCCCUGACGGCCAGCCGGCGACGGUCGACGUAGUCUUUAUCGAUUUCCUCACACCCUGGAUCAUCCCCGCCCUCAAGUUCAGCGGAGGAGAUUACAGCGAGGCCGACGUGCACGGCUACAUGGAGGGCACCCUGAUGUACAAGCUGGCCGAGUGGAUCAAGACGAACUGGAAGUGCUAG
Messenger RNA from Drechmeria coniospora, 1770 nucleotides. RefSeq names its product Ser/Thr protein phosphatase family. The coding region runs from base 1 to 1770 and encodes 589 amino acids. The record is from RefSeq and is a predicted model, not a curated record. Gene Ontology annotation, cellular component: cytosol. NCBI's taxonomy places the organism in Eukaryota, Fungi, Ascomycota, Sordariomycetes, Hypocreales, Ophiocordycipitaceae. The transcript is spliced from 2 exons. Gene Ontology annotation, molecular function: hydrolase activity. Gene Ontology annotation, biological process: nucleotide catabolic process.